Salarias fasciatus (jewelled blenny) is the source of this 3408-nucleotide messenger RNA. It is a transcript of the gene bcan, whose product is annotated as brevican. Bases 1 to 3408 code for a protein of 1135 amino acids. Gene Ontology annotation, biological process: central nervous system development; glial cell differentiation; skeletal system development. Gene Ontology annotation, molecular function: hyaluronic acid binding. The record is from RefSeq and is a predicted model, not a curated record. Gene Ontology annotation, cellular component: perineuronal net; synapse. Lineage: Eukaryota; Metazoa; Chordata; Actinopteri; Blenniiformes; Blenniidae. The transcript is spliced from 15 exons.
AUGUGGGACCAGCUGGAUGAAGUGCUGCUGCUGCUGCUGUGUGCCAUCUGCCUCCUCGUCCUGCCGUCGAGCUCCGCUCAGCACGGCGAGUCAGAUGACUCCAAGCUCCUGCAGGUGACCAUCCCGGCGGCGCCGCCGGUGCUGGGCGUGCUGGGCGGCGCCCUGACGCUGCCCUGCCUGGUGUCCCUGGCCCACCCGCCGCCCUCCCCGCCCGCCAACGGCCGCCACGCCGUGCUGUCGGUGCCCCGCGUCAAGUGGAGCGUGCUGACCCACGGGAAGGAGACGGAGAUCCUGGUGGCCCGGGGCGACCGGGUCCGGGUCAGCGAGGCCUACCGGGACCGCGCCUCGCUGCUGAACUACGCCUUCUCCCCCGCCGACCUCACGCUGCGGCUGGACGGCCUGCGGCAGAACGACACCGGCUUCUACCGCUGCGAGGUGCAGCAGGGCCUGGAGGACGCCGACGACAUGGCUCACGUCAAGGUCAAAGGAGUGGUUUUCCACUAUCGAGACGCCUCCAGCCGCUACGCCUUCACAUUCGAGCGAGCCAGAGAGGCCUGCCAGGAGAUCGGCGCUCAGAUGGCCACUCCGGAUCAGCUGCUGGCGGCGUACCACAGCGGAUACGAGCAGUGUGACGCAGGAUGGCUCUCCGACCGCUCCGUCAGGUAUCCCAUCCAGACGCCCAGAGAGAGGUGCUUCGGGGACAUGGACGGACUGCCUGGAGUGAGGAACUAUGGGAUGCUGGAGCCUGACGAGCUGUAUGACGUCUACUGCUACGUGGAGAACAUCGAAGGUGUGGUGUUUCACGGCUCGGCUCCUCAGCGCUUCACCUUCCGGGAGGCCAAAGCCUUCUGCGUGAGCCACGGAGCCGAGCUGGCCACCAGCGGCCAGCUGCACGCCGCCUGGAACGACGGCCUCCACCACUGCAGCCCCGGCUGGCUGGCGGACGGCAGCGUGCGCUACCCCAUCGUCACCCCCAGGGAGCGCUGCGGGGGCGGGGAGCCCGGGGUCCGCACCGUCUACCGGUUCAGCAACCAGACGGGAUUCCCCGACACCCAGUCCCGGCAUGACGUGUACUGCUUCAAAAGUGAUCACGGGCCGUACACAGACCCUCCCCAGGAUUUUCUCGCCACUGAGCCAGAGGACAUCGGCCAAGACGUUGUGUUCACUAGUCCCACUGCGGAGGAGGUGGAUCCGACGGAGGCGACGCCAGAGUUCCAAGAAAAGGUGCAGCGCGCCCAAACCACAAAUCUGUUAAAGCAGGACGUUCGGCCUUCAACGCAGGCUUACGAUGAGGAUCCGGAACCGGCAGGCCUUCCUCAGCCUGUGACGCCUCCUUCUGAGCAGACGGAACGUCUCUCCACUGAAGAGGAUCAGCCCACCCCCGAAAACAAGCCGGACGCUGAUAAAGGAGAGUCUCAGGACUUUAUGGCAACGUCUCCACAAGCUGAUGCAGAUUCCACGGAGCACCGUGUGUCUCACGCCGAAGCCGUCACGGUCGACGCCGUACCUGGGACCGACGUGAACGAGCUGCACCAGGAGGGAGAUCUGCCAGUCCUACAGGAGGAUCACACCGAAGACGUCACUCAGACCAACCUCUUCCACACGAGCCCCUCGUUCGUCUCCGGACGGACAGAAAAAUCCGGCGUUGAGGAGCCGUCGGCGUUCACGACUGUGUCCUCCACCGCUGGGCCGCCCGUCCCGGAUCACACAGCAGCCGAAGAGGAGUCCGGAGACGACGGUUACUCAGAUCACGCAGAUGAAACCACAGUGUCGUCUGUCACUGCUGAUCAUGAUGACGAUGGAUAUUCAGAGGAAACGGCGGCCCCGACAGAGCAGAGUGGACACAGUCAUCCAGCGGACGUCUCGGACGCUCCUCUCCUGAAGACUGACGCUGUCACACCAGUGGGAUCCUCGGUUUCUCCUCCUCCUCUGGAGGUUGAAGCCAGCUCCGCGGACAUCACAACCUCCACACCUGAAAGUCAUUCUUCACCCGAACCCCCAGAGAGCGCUGAGGAGCAGCUCCACCAGCAGGAGUUUGGAGAAAAUCCUGUUGUCUUCCCCAAAGCAACUCAAAAUGUCCCCGACGGUGAUCCAGAGAGAGCGUCUUCAGGCGAGUCCUCGGGAGAGAUCCCACACCAAGAACCCGAGCUCGUCCUCAGGGACCUGACUCCCCCCGCGGACCACUCCACUGAGCCACCGGCCCCCACCGAGAUCAGAAUCACACUGAUUCCUCAUGAGAGCCUGACGCCCGGCUGGGAGCCGGAAGAUUCGUCCACCCUGCAGGAGUCUCGAUCUGAGAGGGAGUACAGCACCGGGCCUCCGGCUGCAGAGGAGAACCACGGCGCCGGGACGACUGUGCAGGAGAACCACAGCACCGGGCUUCCUGCCACAGAGAACCACAGUGCUGGAUCUCCUACCGCAGAGGAGAACCACAGCGGCGAACCUCCUGCCGUGGAGGAGAACCACGGCUCUGACGCCAAAAGCAGCAGAUCUCAAGGCGGAGGAUCAGAUGGAGGCGAGCAGCAAACCGGCACAGACGAGCCCUCGGUGGACAUCUGCACAUGGCGUCCAGAGGAGGAGGACAAACCCAGCGCGGCGCCCACCGCCGGCGGCCAGACGGUCCGAGCUCCUGCUGAGGAGGAGGAGGAGGAGCAGGAGGAGGACACGGCUCUGGCUGCCUCGCUGCCUGCUCCUCAGGUUUCUGCUGCCAAACAGGACGACUCUUCAGACUCCUGUCUGGAGAAUCCCUGCCUGAACGGAGGGACGUGUGUGGACGGCGACCCGGUGAGGUGUGUGUGUCUGUCCGGAUACACCGGAGACUUCUGCCACACAGACGUGCAGCUGUGCGAGCCGGGCUGGGAGAAGUUCCAGGGCUUCUGUUACCGCCACUUUGGGAAACGGCAGAGCUGGGAGGCGGCGGAGCAGCACUGCCAGCUGUGUGGAGGUCACCUGCUGUCGGUCAUGACCCCCGAGGAGCAGGACCACAUCAACGACAAAUACAAAGAAUAUCAGUGGAUCGGACUGAACGACCGGACGAUCGAGGGAGACUUCCGCUGGUCAGACGGGAAUCCUCUGCUGUAUGAGAACUGGUACCGAGGGCAGCCUGACAGCUACUUCCUGUCUGGAGAGGACUGUGCGGUGAUGGUUUGGCACGACGGUGGCCGCUGGAGCGACGUGCCCUGUAACUACCACCUGUCCUACACCUGCAAGAAGGGAGUGUCCUCCUGCGGCGAGCCCCCCCCGGUUCACCACGCCAGGGUGUACGGGAAGAAGCGGACGCGUUACGAGACCAACAGCAGGGUGCGCUACUACUGCGAGGACGGCUUCCUGCAGAGGCUGAACCCCGUCAUCCGGUGUCUGCCCGGCGGCAAGUGGGAGGAGCCACGGAUCACCUGCCUGCCCGUUUGA